Molecule: messenger RNA, 834 nt
Organism: Ustilago hordei
Lineage: Eukaryota; Fungi; Basidiomycota; Ustilaginomycetes; Ustilaginales; Ustilaginaceae
Exons: 3
Coding region: 1-834 (277 amino acids)
Source: RefSeq, a predicted model, not a curated record
AUGGAUGAUGAUGUGGUCAUCCCUAGUCCCCCUCCUUCCCCUUUCCUGGUCCCUCCUCCUGCACCCAUGGGGAGUGACUAUUCUCCAGCUUCCCCCCCAAUCGACUUGUAUGAGGUGGAUGCCAGAUGUCCCACACUGGAAAUGUCAACUCCAGAGUGUCAAGCAGUGUGGGAGGCAGAGCUGGCUCAUUCUCCCACUCCUCCUCCUACAGCUGAUGAGGUCAUCGACUCUGUCUUGGAUGCCCAUUGUCUGGGCACACCUGUCUACCAGCUGGAGGUCCAGCCUUUGACCCCUCCUCCUCGCUGGGUAGAGCAUCGAACUCCUCCCCUUCCUCCUCCUGACCAACACCUUCUGACAAAUGGAGAAAUCGCCAGAUGGUCUGAGAGGUUCUUUGUUGCUGAGUUCAUGGCUCAGAUCACUGACAGUUGUUUUGCUUCAGCCUUCACCAACCCAUUUGGUGAAUGCAACAGGAUUCCUUGCACCUGUACCCACUGCUACCUAGCUGGCUUGGGUCAUUGCAAGCAUAUGAUUCCAGCUUAUCUGGGCAUGGAGUACCCUGGAGACGGGACUCCCAAUAUGCAGCCACAGGGUUCACAUCAGGCUGAGCAAGCUCACCUGACCAUGACCAAUGGUGAUGGGCCUGGUCUUGCACUCCAGGUCUAUGUUGAGCACCAUGAUAGGUUAUACUCUGAGUGCCAGCCUCAUGAGUCUGUGGCAGAGUCUGGUGGUCCUCUGGACCCCAUUGACUCAUGGGUGGAGCCCACAGUCAAGGAGCAGUGGACUCGUGCCACUCUUGCUGCUCCUUCUGUCCCUUCUGGCUAUGUCGACAUGUAG